Molecule: messenger RNA, 681 nt
Organism: Recurvomyces mirabilis
Lineage: Eukaryota; Fungi; Ascomycota; Dothideomycetes; Mycosphaerellales; Teratosphaeriaceae
Exons: 1
Coding region: 1-681 (226 amino acids)
Source: RefSeq, a predicted model, not a curated record
AUGGCCGGCUAUCCAGGCUAUCCCGGCUACGGUGGCUUUCGCCCUGAUCUUCACGGCCCGUACGGUGGCCGUAAGGGCAACGGCAUGGCGCAGCAAGACGACCUUUUCGCCCAUCGCCGUGCAAGAUCCGACGACAUCUACGACCGUAACUUCGACCACUACGCCACUGGUCGUCGUGCACCACAGCAAGACUCCCGCAGACCGCCCCUCAUCACAAUCAAUCGUCCAGAGGAAGAUCUUCGGCGUUCCAUGUCUCCAUUGGAGCGCACAGGCCGCUAUGGCGGCUUUGCUCGAUUGUCAGCGUCGCCACCACCAAGAGCUAGCAGGCACAGAGUCGAUAGGUUCGGUGAUCGUUUUGGUGGCCUUGGGCUACCAGGUGGUGGCUUCAGAGAUGAGAGACUGUCGAUGGAUCCGCCAGGCCCACGCAAUCCGUUCGAGCGUCGCACACAACAAGGUCGCUUUGAUCCGUAUGGAGGUUUCGAACAACCGCGUAAUCCGUUCGCUCCGGGCGGCUGUCGCUACGACAAUUUGUUUCGCCCAGAUCAUGGCGUGGGUGGAGGACGUGAGUUCCCGCAGCAGGAGCACCAACAGCGUGAGUUCUAUCGCGGCAUGGUCGGUGAGCCGUGGGGUCUAGCAUCGUGGAACAAAUAUGAAGAGGCGCGUCGCCGUCGUGGGCUAUAA